AUUGUUGCUAUCUCUUAUCCUCUUUAAACUAAACAAGAGAUUACUGAUACGAUUUCGAUAUCUGUAAUUUAAAAUUAAUGUGAAUGAACGGUUGUCAGUGCUCACAAUAGUUUAUUCGAAUCUGGUGAACGCACACCACACACUUCUUCAGUAUUAAAGCAAUGCAGUAAUUUCAAUUUUUCGUUUUUCAAGUGUAAUUUCAUUAAAAAUGACCGGGACCAUAGCGGCCACAAAUGGCGACGCCAAACAAGGCGUCCAACUCAAGCGCGAAUUGGGCCUUUUUUCCGCCAUAAAUCUAAUUCUUGCCGUCAUGAUAGGAUCCGGAAUUUUCGUCUCUCCAGCUUCAGCACUCGAACAUUCCGGUUCAGUUGGAAUGUGUCUAGUUGUAUGGACAGUAUGCGGAAUAAUCUCCCUUCUAGGAGCUCUGGCUUUUGCCGAACUAGGCACUGUUAUCCCACGUUCAGGGGCCGAAUACGCCUACUAUAUGGACUCGUUUGGCCCCUUGCACAAAUUCUGGGGCCAUUUGCCCUCAUUCAUCUACUCCUGGGUCAUGAUUGUGAUAAUCAAACCGGCAGAAGUCGCUGUUAUUAUACUGACUUUUUCCGAAUAUUUGUGCCAACCGUUGCUAGAUCUGAUGUGCAUACAGGACGACUCUGAAGAGGUGAAGAAGGCGGUCAAAACGGUGGCCUUACUCGCCCUAGGUAUAAUAACAUACAUCAACGUUUCAAGCGUGAAACUCUACGUCAAAGUGCAGAACAUUUUCGGCGGAUUUAAAGUAUUCGCCUGUUUGGUGGUGAUUUUUGGCGGCCUUUACGAAAUCAUCAAAGGCAACACUGACAAUUUAAACCGGGGCUUCGAAGGCACAAAGUACACACCGAAAAGCAUCGCUUUGGCCUUUUAUAGCGGACUUUGGGCUUAUGACGGAUGGUCUGCGGUCACUGUAAUCACUGAAGAGAUCAAACGACCUGAAGUAAACAUCCCGAGGAGCAUAAUGAUAAGUGUUCCCAUAGUCACCGGUUUGUAUGUCUUUAUGAACAUGGCAUACAUGACCGCAUUAUCGAUACCUGAGAUGAUAAAUUCGCCUGCUGUUGCUGUAACUUUCGGUGAAAGGGUUUUAGGCCCUUUGGCGUUUUUGAUACCACUAGGAGUGGCGUUAGCUACGUUUGGAUGUGCCCUAAGUAUACAAUUUGGGGUCACUAGGGUGUGUUAUGUGGCAGGACAGGACGGCCUAAUGAUCAAAAGUCUUUCCUUCGUUCAUCAUGAACGUCUAACUCCGUCAUUCGCUGUCGUUUCUCAGGGGAUUUUAUCGCUCCUUUUUAUCGUAGCUGGGGAUAUUGUUGAACUGAUCGAAUUUGUUAGUUUCCUCAUUUGGAUAUUCUACGGGCUGGCUUUUGUCUCGUUACUUGUCUUAAGGAGGACUAUGAAAGAUGCUCCUCGACCCUACAAAGUGCCUACAUGGAUUUGUGUUUUCGUUUUAUUGGUAGCUAUUUAUUUGAGUGUUACGCCCAUUAUUACGGAUCCAACUCCGAAAUAUUUGCUCGCUUUGGCGUUUAUUUUGGUGGGGGUUUUGGUUUAUUAUUGGUUUGUUUACAAGAAGCGAACACCGGAAUUGUUGAUGAGAAAGUUUACACGUUUUAUUCAGAUUUUAUUCGCGGCUGUGCCACCCGAUAAUCCAAAUGCUACAUAAGAAAUUAUUUAUUGAGAUGUUAUGUAAUUUAUAAUUGCAGUUGUAAUAAAAUGAAAUAUAAACGGAAAUGUAUUUUUACGAUAAGAAACGAUAAAAACAUCAUAAA
Messenger RNA from Tribolium castaneum (red flour beetle), 1793 nucleotides. Its product is annotated as b(0,+)-type amino acid transporter 1. The record is from RefSeq and is a predicted model, not a curated record. Gene Ontology annotation, molecular function: L-amino acid transmembrane transporter activity. Gene Ontology annotation, biological process: amino acid transmembrane transport. The transcript is spliced from 9 exons. Lineage: Eukaryota; Metazoa; Arthropoda; Insecta; Coleoptera; Tenebrionidae. Gene Ontology annotation, cellular component: membrane. Bases 209 to 1687 code for a protein of 492 amino acids.